CGCGCGCAGACUGCGACCCAGUCAAGUGGGCGCCUGGCCCGGGCGCCGGUAGAACCGAGGCACCCGGCUCGGAGACGCCGUGCCUGGUGACUCCCGCUGCGGCGGGGACCGGGCGGCCGGCGUCAUGACUCUGUUCCACUUCGGGAACUGCUUCGCCUUGGCCUACUUUCCCUACUUCAUCACGUACAAGUGCAGCGGCCUGUCUGAGUACAACGCCUUCUGGAAAUGCGUCCAGGCCGGGGUCACCUACCUCUUUGUGCAGCUAUGCAAGAUGCUGUUCUUGGCCACUUUCUUCCCCACCUGGGAAGGUGGCAUCUAUGACUUCAUUGGGGAAUUCAUGAAGGCCAGCGUGGAUGUGGCAGACCUGAUAGGCCUCAACCUUGUCAUGUCCCGGAAUGCCGGCAAGGGAGAGUACAAGAUCAUGGUAGCUGCCCUUGGCUGGGCCACCGCAGAACUCAUUAUGUCCCGCUGCAUCCCCCUGUGGGUCGGAGCACGGGGCAUUGAGUUUGACUGGAAAUACAUCCAGAUGAGCAUCGACUCCAACAUCAGCCUGGUGCAUUACAUCGUCGCCUCAGCCCAGGUCUGGAUGAUCACACGCUACGACCUCUACCACACUUUCCGGCCAGCCGUCCUCCUCCUCAUGUUUCUUAGUGUCUACAAGGCGUUUGUCAUGGAGACCUUUGUACACCUUUGCUCCCUGGGCAGCUGGACAGCGCUGCUGGCCCGAGCGGUAGUCACGGGGCUGCUGGCCCUCAGUACCUUGGCCCUGUACAUCGCCGUCGUCAAUGUGCACUCCUAGACUUGGUGUCCCAGAGUCACUGGACCUGUUUCCCUGCCUCUCUCCAGGUGUUUAUGAAGUAAACAGUAUUUGGAAAGUU
Molecule: messenger RNA, 878 nt
Organism: Dipodomys spectabilis (banner-tailed kangaroo rat)
Lineage: Eukaryota; Metazoa; Chordata; Mammalia; Rodentia; Heteromyidae
Gene: Tmem147
Product: transmembrane protein 147
Exons: 7
Coding region: 125-799 (224 amino acids)
Source: RefSeq, a predicted model, not a curated record